CGCUGCUCCUCUACACCACAUUCCAUCACUCAUUUGCAGAAUGCUCAGAGUUUUUGCCCAGACCGCUCGGUACACAGCCUUUACCCGCAGCCUCUCUACCACCCGGUCCAUUUUUGCCGCCAAGGGUGGCCGGGUAUUUGAGACAACACAAGAAACGUUUGAAAAAGAUGUGCUGGAGUCCGACACACCAACCCUGGUAGAUUUCUACGCCAACUGGUGCCAGCCAUGCAAGAUGCUGAGUCCAGUCCUGACCAAGGCCGUGGAAACCGACGGGCGCGUGAACCUGGCUAAGAUCAAUGUCGAUGAGAAUCUGGAUCUGGCGCACGACUACAAGGUCACGUCACUGCCGACGGUUGUGGCAUUCCGCGAUGGCGAGCCCACUGCUGCCUUCAUCGGCAUGCGGCCGCCAGCAGCGAUCCAGCAGUUCAUUGACGAGACGGCCGAAGGCAAAAACUGAAAUGCAUUUAAAAGACUUUUAGUUGCUCUUACGCUUCUGUUCAUAAAACUUGCUCAGCGCACCCUUCUCUGCCUCAGGGACCUUGCGCUUCUUGUUUUCAUUG
Molecule: messenger RNA, 560 nt
Organism: Linderina pennispora
Lineage: Eukaryota; Fungi; Kickxellomycota; Kickxellomycetes; Kickxellales; Kickxellaceae
Product: thioredoxin
Exons: 1
Coding region: 41-457 (138 amino acids)
Cellular component (GO): cytoplasm
Molecular function (GO): protein-disulfide reductase activity
Source: RefSeq, a predicted model, not a curated record